Messenger RNA from Lutra lutra (Eurasian river otter), 1456 nucleotides. RefSeq names its product NME/NM23 family member 5 (gene NME5). NCBI's taxonomy places the organism in Eukaryota, Metazoa, Chordata, Mammalia, Carnivora, Mustelidae. Gene Ontology annotation, molecular function: nucleoside diphosphate kinase activity. Bases 344 to 979 code for a protein of 211 amino acids. The transcript is spliced from 6 exons. Gene Ontology annotation, biological process: spermatid differentiation; negative regulation of oxidative stress-induced intrinsic apoptotic signaling pathway; CTP biosynthetic process. The record is from RefSeq and is a predicted model, not a curated record.
GAUGAGGGGAGAAUGUCUACAAUUUUCUCAUUAUUUAUAAAGAUAUAAUUGAAGCGUCCUUUAAAUGGCUAGGAGGGUGAAAUAAGAUGAGGAAAAUGUUGGAAAAUGUCUAGUGCUCGAAGAUUGGCAGGAGGAAUAAAGACAGGUGUAGGCUUGCUCCUUCCCUUGAUUAAAAAGAACCACCCAGAGUCUGUGACACACUGUGCUGGGAUUGGCCCUCUGCAGCCGCCGUCCCUGAACUGUGCUUUGGGUUUCCUAGCAACAAGCGGCGGUAGCCGGGCAGGAGUUGGUUUGAGGUUGAUACCUGUGGAGAAUCUCCUAAAUUGUACCCUGAAAAGGCAGAAUGGAGAUGUCAAUGCCACCACCUCAGAUAUAUGUAGAAAAAACUCUGGCUAUUAUCAAACCGGAUAUUGUGGACAAAGAGGAGGAGAUACAAGAUAUCAUUCUCAGAUCUGGAUUCACCAUUGUUCAGAGAAGAAAACUGCAUCUCAGCCCUGAGCACUGUAGUAACUUUUAUGUGGAACAGUAUGGGAAGAUGUUUUUCCCCAAUUUAACAGCUUACAUGAGUUCUGGACCACUUGUUGUCAUGAUAUUAGCUAGACAUAAAGCCAUCUCUUACUGGAAAGAACUUUUGGGACCAAGUAAUACCUUAGUAGCUAAAGAGACUCACCCAGACAGUCUAAGGGCAAUUUAUGGCACAGAUGACCUAAGGAAUGCACUUCAUGGGAGCAAUGAUUUUGCUGCAGCAGAAAGAGAAAUUCGAUUCAUGUUUCCUGAAGUGAUUAUUGAACCCAUUCCAGUUGGACAAGCUGCUAAGGAUUAUUUAAAUUUAUAUGUAAUACCAACUCUGCUUGAAGGACUCACAGCACUUUGUAAGGAGAAACCAGCAGAUCCUUUUAUUUGGCUAGCUGAUUGGCUACUGAAAAAUAAUCCCAACAAGCCCAAGCUGUGUCACAAUCUGUCUGCAGAAGAACCUUGAAGUUCCUCAAAGAACAAAUCACUAUCUUACUGUGAAAGACAUACUUCUACUUUAAAACAAACCUUCCUAAGGGGUUUAAGUAACUAUGUGCGAAAGGAGUUAUUUUUAAAGAUGUUUUAAACAAAUGACUGUGUUUUAUGCAUAAGAUAGCAUUACCUAAGGUAAAAUAUAGCUUUAGGGUAUAAUUUUUGUUCUCUAAUAAGAAAAUUGAUUUUAUCCAGAAGUAUUUAAAAUGUUAAUGAAACAAAUGUAUGUUUUUUUUGUGAUCAUAAAUGGGCAUCCAGUUAGGAGAACGAUUAAUUUAUAUAAGACACGUUAGAAACAACUGAAGAUGAAAAGACUAUGUGCCAAGAAAAACCUGCUUUCAAUUCCUGGGCCUCUUGACACACGGGCAAGGGUAGUGGCCACUGAAAAUGCAACUAGGACAGGGUAGCUGAAGACACAUUUGAUGGCGUGUUUACUAUAUAGAAAAAGACA